UGAAGUUCAAAGUUCAGACAUUACAGUAAAAAUAGGGUACUUGCUGGCGUUGCUGCUUGUGUGUUUGCUGGGAAUAAAAAACAACGGGGUGGUCACUGAAGUCUCGGAUCGGUUGCCGCCGCACCGAAAACCGGCCGAGGAGACCGGAAAUGGCCCUCAACUAAUCUGCGCCUUGUGUUGCUCUGCUGUCGGUGGAUUUACAGGACGACGGCUAGCUGGGUGCUAGCGUUAGCACGCUAGCUUGCCAGUAGCACAUAGCCGCCGCUGCUAGCUAACGUCACUGGACCGGUGCUCUUUACUCUCAAGGCUGCAGAUAUGUUCGUCCAGGAGGAGAAGAUAUUCGCCGGCAAAGUGUUGAAAAUACACAUCUGCACCGUGGACGGCACGGAGUGGUUAGAGGAGGUCACGGAAGACACCACUGUUGAGAAACUGAAGGAGAAGUGCUUAAAACAUUAUGUACACGGAAGUCUAGAAGACCCCAAAACACUUACCCACCACAAACUCGUACACGCUGCUACGGAACGAGUCCUCGCAGACACCAAAACCGUCGCUGAUGAAAAUCUCAAGGAUAAAGAAGUUUUGCUGCUCAUGAAGAAAAGACCGCCGCCAACCCCUCCAAAGAUGGCAGAAGUCAGUUCGGAUGAAAAGAAGAAACAAGAUAACAAGGCUCCGGACAAAGACGCAAUUCUAAAAGCCACCGGCAACCUGUCCACACGCCACACCGACCGCACUGUAACCCAGCACAACAUCAGAGACUUUCAGACGGAGCUGAGGAAAAUCCUGGUUUCUCUUAUUGAAGUGGCCCAGAAACUUCUCGCCUUGAACCCUGACGCUGUUGAACUUUUCAAAAAGGCCAAUGCGAUGUUGGAUGAAGAUGAAGAGGACCGCGUGGACGAAACAGCCCUCCAGCAGCUCACCGAGAUGGGUUUCCCCGAGAGCAGAGCCAUCAAAGCUCUUAGAUUGAACCAUAUGUCCGUCACCCAGGCGAUGGAGUGGCUCAUCGAGCACGUAGACGACCCCUCUGUAGACACACCCAUACCCGGCCAGGACUCGUCUGGGGCAGCAGGAGCCACAGCCCCAGCCCCGGCCCCUGCCCCGGCGCCGGCCCCUGCCGCUGCUGCUCCCCCUGCCGCACAGGGCCCCUCAGCAUCGGGCCCCUCAGCAUCGGGCCCCUCAGCAUCGGGCCCCUCAACGUCGGGCCCCUCAGCGUCGGGACCCGGUCCGAACCUUCUCCGCAGCCUCUCCAGCCAGUCGAGCACAGAAGAGAGCGUCAGGCAGGACGAGCUCACAGAGAUCUUCAAGAGGAUCCGCAGGAAACGGGAGUUCAGACCGGACUCUAGAGCUGUCAUUGCCUUGAUGGAGAUGGGGUUUGAUGAGAAGGAGGUGGUCGACGCUCUCAGGGUGAAUAACAACCAACAAGAUGCCGCGUGUGAGUGGCUGCUGGGAGACAGGAAACCUUCACCAGAAGAUCUGGACAAAGGCAUCGACACCAACAGCCCGCUGUUCCAAGCCAUUCUGGAGAAUCCAGUGGUCCAGUUGGGUCUAACCAAUCCCAAAACCCUGCUCGCGUUUGAAGACAUGCUGGAGAAUCCUCUGAACAGCACCCAGUGGAUGAACGACCCCGAGACCGGCCCCGUCAUGCUCCAAAUAUCCAGAAUCUUCCAGACCCUCAAUCGCACAUAGAGCUCCCUGGUGACCCCUGUGUGACAGGCAGCUUCUGUGUGCGUGUGUGUGUUAGACCAUAUUUGUGUGCGUGUGUGCGUGCGUGUGUGUGGCGGAGACAGGAGUAUUGUUUUUGCCUCGUAAAGACGACGCUGGAGGAGUCCAAGUAUGGAUUAAGAUGUUACAUAUAUCUAUUUAUAACAGUACAGUAAAAACACUUAUACAAAACAGAUGUUGACAUAAACAUUAUUACAGUAAUGAUAUUAGAAAAGGCGAUUUAGUAUGUUUUUACAUUUUAACGAGAACAGUUUAUAGUCAUGACAAACAUGAUUUUAUUUUAUAUGAUUUCUCCAUGUGCAGAAAUGACAUCAGACAUCAAUUUAAUGUUUACACUUCAAAGAGAACUGUUUUUGUAUGUUUUGCAAUAUUUAAAUAUCAACUAACAGUUUUGUCCGUCUCUUUAAAUUGUUACAUUUCAUCUGUGGUGAAUGUGUGGAAAACUUGUCCGCUUCCCGUUCUGUUCUUUUCUCCCCUUUUUUUGUUUUAGUUUUUUAUCAAAUGAACUGAUCAUAAUCGUGAGGCUGGCAGGCAAAGUCGAGUGUUACUUUCGGACACAUUCUCUCUCUCUCUCUCUCUCUCUCCCUCUCUCUCCCCCAUUCGAGCCUGUGAGGUCACUGCAAGCCGACCGCCUCCCAAUUUAAAGCGGAGAACCUUCGUCCCUGAGCUUCUUCGAGGAUAUUUAUUUGACUUUCUUGCCUUUUUUUUUUUUUUAGACAAGCUGUACACUAAACUGUUUGUGUCUUAGUCAUGUUUUUACAGGAAAACAAUAUAUUAGGUCCGUGUGUUUAUUGUCUGUGCUCUUGAAUGUCAUAUUUUAAUGUCGCGCUCAUUCAGCACUUGUUCACCUCUACGAAUAUCGCUCACUGCAGCACUUAACGGAGUUAAAAGAAGGGUUCAUGUCCCAGAUGGCUGACGUGGGAUGUUAAAUGAAGCUGAGCCUGAUCAAAAGGGGGUUUUGCCUUUGUUAUCUUUUGAAUGAUGGAGAUGCGCGCUUGCUUUUUUCUGCUGAGGCGUCUCCAUACACAAGGAGAGUUUGUCUUUGUUUUCUUUUUCCUUUUCUUUUGACAGCAGUGAACAUUUAAAGAAAAAUGUCACUAUAUAAUCUGCCUUGUCAUUAGUUUUACCCAUUGAGAAAUCCUCUGUAUUUCUGUGCAAUCGCAAAGGACUGUUGCCCUGAAAAAGAAAUAUACUUGUUUUGAGUGUGCAAACUGCAGUGGGUAGCGUGUUCUACAAUAUUCCCAUUUCAGUUCUUCAAAUCUCCAGCUACAAGUUGGGCCUCGCCGGGUUGAGCCCACAGUUUAGAACAACGUGGAGGGCGGUGUGUUUUGCCAAGUUUUGAGUGUUUUUAUUCGAUAUUUAAAAUGUGGUAUUGAUGUGACUUUCUGCUCAGGGAGGCUGAGAUUGUUUUUCUAAACUUGUCAUUAUGGCAAACCUCUGCUCGCCCCCUUCUAGUCCGGGCAGUUUCAAAUAGCUUUAACUAAUCUGUCUGGAACUUCAUGGAUAAGAGCACUAUAAGACAUGGUUUUGUAAUUGCAAUAUUUGAAAAUAUUUAAAUGUUUUUAGAGCAAAGUGUCUGUUUGAACUCUUUAUUAUUACGUUAUUUAUAUCGAAGCCAAACUAGUAACUUGUUCUUAUUUAUAACAUUUUUAGCAAACCUCAGAGCUUAUCUACAAAUGUGAAAGAAGAAAAAAAAAUUAAAUGAUUCAAAUGUUGUUUUUACAAACCAUUGUAAAAUGUGCUUAUGGACUUUGAGGUCUCAGUGUGAUUGUGAAAGUAGCGCACCGCAGGGGUCCCGACCCCCCGGCCCCCCCUGUCACAGCCACAAUGACCAGCUGCCCCCCCCCCCAACCCAGGCUCGGCAUCAGAAUACACACACAGCUCUCCGGUUAUAUCUUGAAACAAACAUUGGGAGAUUGUACGUUUUCAAAGAAGACGAAACAAGGUCCGAAAGGUGAACGCAGACUCCUUCCGCGGCGGUCAGCAGGAAAGGAACAGAACAAAAUGAACUUUAUUGCCGAGGGACGCUGAAGGCUCGCUCGAGUCGCCGGGUGUUGUUUUCACUCCGCUUCCACAAGAACUGUCCCCAAAUAACAACCUAUGCAAUAUACUCUUGUCUGCUCGCUCAGACGGCCUCACGGCUCCUGGCAUUUAAAUCACUAUUGCAUUAAAGUUUUUUUUUUCUUUUGUGGCUGUAA
Gasterosteus aculeatus aculeatus (three-spined stickleback) is the source of this 3917-nucleotide messenger RNA. It is a transcript of the gene ubac1, whose product is annotated as UBA domain containing 1. NCBI's taxonomy places the organism in Eukaryota, Metazoa, Chordata, Actinopteri, Perciformes, Gasterosteidae. Gene Ontology annotation, molecular function: protein binding. The record is from RefSeq and is a predicted model, not a curated record. Gene Ontology annotation, cellular component: ubiquitin ligase complex.